Trichomycterus rosablanca is the source of this 1724-nucleotide messenger RNA. Its product is annotated as metal cation symporter ZIP8. NCBI's taxonomy places the organism in Eukaryota, Metazoa, Chordata, Actinopteri, Siluriformes, Trichomycteridae. The record is from RefSeq and is a predicted model, not a curated record. Bases 125 to 1444 code for a protein of 439 amino acids. Gene Ontology annotation, biological process: zinc ion import across plasma membrane; intracellular monoatomic cation homeostasis. Gene Ontology annotation, cellular component: plasma membrane. Gene Ontology annotation, molecular function: monoatomic cation:bicarbonate symporter activity; zinc ion transmembrane transporter activity. The transcript is spliced from 8 exons.
ACAAACCCAGUAAUCGUGAGAUAGUACCAGGGUGUAAGAGGGACAACACGUGUUAUCAGCUGCACCAGGUUUUUGGGGUGUUUCAGUCCAGUUUUGAGGCAGAUUGCGACAGACACGCAGAACCAUGUGCGGAUUUUUAUCUCUCCUUAGUGCGGUAUAUUUUACUGUCUUAUUAAGUAAAUCUGCAGGAUUUACAGACCACAUUCAGGAAGAUUUUCUCCAGGAUCUUGUGCAGAUUUACGGGCAAAACGGAUUAUUGGAUCAAAACGGAAUUCACACUUUAGUGCAAAACAUUGCUCAGAAGAAACCGGCUGAGUCGAAGACGCUUAGUACGCAUGCGCAGUGUAUGUCUGCAGUGGAGAUCCUCACGCUCUAUAGGUUCAAUAACCUGACACACCUGGGCACAGACCACCUGAGGACCAUCUGCCCUACCCUCCUAAACCAGGCGCUGCUGCCCAACUGUUCUUUGACAGCUUUCGAGCCUAAAACACACAUAGCGGAUCACGUCUGGGGAUAUGGUUUCCUUUCUGUUACCAUCAUUAAUCUGUCCUCCCUCCUGGGGCUGGUCCUCAUCCCGUUCACAAAGAAGGCCUAUUUCCCAAAAGUGCUCACCUACUUCAUAGGCCUGGCUAUCGGGACCCUGUUCUCCAACGCUGUGCUGCAGCUCAUCCCUGAGGCUCUGGGGUUUGACCCGAAAGCAGAUAACUACAUCCUGAAAGCUAUCGGGAUCUUCGGUGGAUUCUACCUGCUCUUCUUUACAGAGAAGCUGUUGAAGAUGGUCCUGAAGACAGACCAUGAGCACGACCACGGUCAUUUCAGUCAGCAGAAUGGAGGGACUGUCAUCACCACCACCGUCUUCGCCACUGCAAACAAUGACAAGACCAACAAGACCAUGAGUUUAGAAAUGCCAGUAGAGCAGACGCCGGUGUCCCGAGGCUGCUGCACACGUCUGGCCGGCGUGAAGACCGUGGCGUGGAUGGUCACGCUGAGCGACGCCCUUCACAACUUCAUCGACGGCCUGGCCAUCGGGGCCUCCUUCACCGUCUCCGUCCUCGCCGGCUUCAGCACCUCCAUCGCCAUCGUGUGCGAGGAGUUUCCUCACGAGCUCGGUGAUUUUGUCAUCCUGUUGAAUUCAGGGAUGAGCAUCAGGCAGGCUGCGCUCUUCAACCUGCUCUCAGCCAUGUCCUGCUACAUGGGCCUGGUGCUGGGAAUCCUGCUGGGCAGCAGCUUCGCGCCCAACGUCAUUUUUGCCUUCGCUGGCGGGAUGUUCCUCUAUAUUUCUCUGGCUGAUAUGUUCCCAGAAAUGAACAGCAUUGCUAAGGAGCAUCGGCAGAGCAUGAAGACAGACCUGGUGUUCUUCAUCAUCCAGAACGCCGGGCUUCUCACCGGAUUCUCCAUCAUCCUCCUCAUCACCAUGUUCGCCGGAGAAAUAAACCUGGUCUGAGCCGGUCUGCACUUCCUCUCCCCCUGCACCAGCGUGCCUUAAUCCAGGCGGUAGACAAGCACGUUAAUAAGAAGAAACUCCUCGACUGAUCCUGAACUAACACGAUAGAUGGACUGCCAACAGAUUCCACAAUUUUGUACUAUAACAUUUGUAUUGAAGAUGUUUAUCGUCCAUAAACGUCCAGAAUAAUCGCUGUUGUAUGUGAGACGCUCGUUCUGUUCAUAGUAGAUUUGUUGUCUAAACACUUUUGAUUAAAUUCUUGUCAUUUUAAACAUCCAAA